AUGAUUACACAGAUGAAAAUUUCAUUUAGUGAUGUCAUACGUUUUGAUUACGGCUCUUACUCUGAAAUAUUUAAGGCAUUUGAUAAAAGUAAUAAUCAAAUGGUUGUCUUAAAAGUGAUUCGUGCCUUAAGUGGUCAACUAAUACAACAACUCGACAAUUCAGAGUCGGGAUCUAUAACUACAUUUGAAGAUAUCUUUAAUGAAUUUCAGAUAAGCCAAACUCUAUCGACUUUAAACUCUUCAUCCGUCGACUUUAGUACCAAUUGUUUUCCUCGAGUUUUAUCAAAGUAUUUGGUUUGCGGACAAAUACCACAAUAUUUUUGUAUCGAUAAUCCCAACGUUGAGUUAAUGCAAAUCAAAAACGAUUUUCAUAAUUUGAAUACAUUUCCUCAUGAAUAUGCUGUAAUCAUAAUGACAUUUGGAGGACAGUCUCUAUGGAAAGUCAUAGAAGAUAAAAGUAUAAAUGCAAAGCAAUUGCUUAGUGUUUUAAGACAAGUCAUCAUAGGAUUAGCUGUGGCUGAGGCCAGGUUUGACUUUGAGCACAGGGAUCUUCACGAUUCAAAUAUAAUAAUUAGUGAAACUAAUUGCGAUAAAAUUCAUUUCAUCCAUAAUUGCAAACAUUAUUAUGUUGAGAGUCGAGGACUGAAAGCCACUAUAAUUGACACAACUUUUUCAAGGAUUACAAUUGAUAAUACAGUUUAUUGUAAAGACUUAACAAAUGUUAUGGUAUUCACGCCAACAACUAAAUUGUCGGCUCAGGACAGGACUUAUAAAUCAAUGGUUACUCUAACUAAAAAAAAUUGGAGUCAAUUUUGUCCAAAAACUAACAUUAAUUGGUUGUUAUUUAUAUGCAGAAGACUUUUGAAAUCUCAGAUAAUCAUCACUUCAAGUGACCAAAGAAGUGGUGUAACUAUUAAUAUAAAAAUACAUCCAAACUCUCCCGAUUUCUACUUAAUGUAUGAUAAAUCUAUUGUUCCAAAAGUUAACAUUAUAGAUACUAGACUUUAUAUUCAUCGGUCAAUUGUUCAUUCACAAGUAGUACUAGCACAUAAUAAAAUGCUUGAAGAAGAUAAACCUGCACUAUAUUUUAUUACCCGCCGUGAAGUAAAAACAUGUACUAUACCAAAGGAUAGUAUUGAUUAUUGUUUGAAUAAUGUUGAGAGUGGUGUUCUACCUAGAAGCUGUAUAUAUCAUUUUUUACGGCAUAUUGCUUGUUAUUUAAAUGGUCAACAGUACCCGCAUAAACCGUAUACACCUGACUUUCAAAAUGAUAAAUAUAUUAGAGAAUACUUUAGUUUAUUUGAAGUUAGUAAUCAGCUGAGCCAUACUACUUGUGACAUUACAAAAGAUGAAUUUGCCGAAGGUUUUUCAAUAUUUGCAUUUAAUUUCAUACCUGACCUAUCAGAUGGCGUUGCAAAAAGUGGUUAUGUAUCUCCAUUACAAAGAGGUGGACUUAGAAUUGAAUUAAAAUUUAAUUACCCUUUAGCCGAACAAAUAACUGCUUUAAUAUAUUGUGAAUACGAUAGUUUAAUUGAAAUACAGAAAAACCGAUUUGCUGUUAAAGACUUUUCAUGA
Messenger RNA from Oppia nitens, 1575 nucleotides. Its product is annotated as serine/threonine-protein kinase haspin homolog. Gene Ontology annotation, biological process: protein phosphorylation; intracellular signal transduction; mitotic cell cycle. Bases 1 to 1575 code for a protein of 524 amino acids. NCBI's taxonomy places the organism in Eukaryota, Metazoa, Arthropoda, Arachnida, Sarcoptiformes, Oppiidae. The transcript is spliced from 9 exons. Gene Ontology annotation, cellular component: nucleus; cytoplasm. Gene Ontology annotation, molecular function: ATP binding; histone H3T3 kinase activity. The record is from RefSeq and is a predicted model, not a curated record.